This is a messenger RNA of Protobothrops mucrosquamatus (brown spotted pit viper), 2316 nucleotides long. It is a transcript of the gene FDXR, whose product is annotated as ferredoxin reductase. Gene Ontology annotation, biological process: ubiquinone biosynthetic process. Lineage: Eukaryota; Metazoa; Chordata; Lepidosauria; Squamata; Viperidae. Bases 1 to 1479 code for a protein of 492 amino acids. Gene Ontology annotation, cellular component: mitochondrion. The record is from RefSeq and is a predicted model, not a curated record. The transcript has 12 exons.
AUGAGCCGUACCGGGGGGAUCCUUGGCUGCGCCCGUCUUUCUGCGCUCGGUGUCUUGCAGCCCAAGAGUCCUCUAGCUGGUAUCAAGCGGCUUCUUUCCACAGCUGAGUUCAGACCUCGAAUAUGUAUUGUAGGCAGUGGACCAGCUGGAUUCUACACAGCACAGCAUCUCCUGAAGCAUCACAAACAGACUCAGGUGGAUAUUUAUGAGAAGUUGCCAGUUCCAUUUGGCUUGGUUCGUUUUGGAGUGGCUCCUGAUCACCCAGAAGUCAAGAAUGUGAUCAACACAUUUACCCAGACAGCCCACUCUGACCGCUGCUCUUUUUCUGGGAAUGUGACUGUGGGGAGGGAUGUAACGGUGGAGGAGCUGCAGAAGGCCUAUCACGCAGUGGUCCUGUGUUAUGGCGCUGAGGACAAUCGGACCCUUGGAAUUCCUGGGGAGGACCUUGACGGCGUCUACACGGCGAGAGCCUUUGUAGGAUGGUACAAUGGCUUGCCGGAGAACAGAAAUCUGAAACCAGAUUUGAACAGUGAGACGGCGGUCAUCCUAGGUCAUGGGAAUGUGGCGUUGGACGUUGCACGGAUUCUCCUGUCACCUCUUGAAAUUCUUCGGAAAACCGACAUCACUGAAGAGUCCUUCUCAGCCUUGGCCAGCAGUAAAGUCAAACGGGUGUAUCUUAUUGGCAGAAGGGGUCCCCUCCAGGUGGCUUUCACCAUAAAGGAACUGCGGGAAAUGAUCAACCUACCCAGUGUUAGACCUUUCCUGGAUCCUGCAGAUUUCAGAGAUCUUGGGGAUGCCAUUAAAGACCUCCCAAGACCAAAGAAGCGCCUGACUGAGCUGAUGAUCAAAACAGCUCUGGAAGAACCGCCAGAGGAGGUGGGUGGCCGCUGGGCUUCCGCAUCCAAAGAGUGGAGAUUGAAGUUUCAGCGCAGUCCGCUGGAAGUGUUGCCCACCAUGGAUGGAAAGAGAGCAAGAGCGAUCCAGUUAGCUGUCAACAGGUUGGAAGCUGCAGGGGAUGCUGUGAAAGCAGUUCCCACUGGAGAGAUCGAGGAACUAAGGUCUGGCCUGGUUUUUAGCAGCAUUGGAUACAAAAGCCUUCCAAUUGAUCCCGCAGUACCCUUUGACAGCAAGCAAGGUGUUAUUCCCAACAAUUCAGGCAGAGUUCUUGGGGCACCAGGGCUCUAUUGCAGUGGUUGGGUAAAAAGGGGACCCACAGGUGUUAUCAUCACAACUAUGAACGACAGUUUUGACACAGCCCAGUCUGUUCUGGAAGAUCUGCAGUCUGGUGCCUUGCAACUCUCCAGUGCCAAGGAAGGCUUUGAUUUAGUAAGCCACAUCCUUCAAUCCCGAGCGGUCCACCCUGUUUCCUUUUCGGGUUGGGAGAAGAUUGAUGCUGUUGAAGUGACAAGAGGCAAACUGGCCGGAAAGCCUCGGGAGAAAAUAGUCGAUCAGGAAGAAAUGCUAGAAUUGAUUGGAUAAUGAGAUUGGACUUGCCCAAGAUUAUCAACACAAUACUCCUGCACAAUUCAGAGGUUGCAACAGAUUGUGCAAUUCCCUUUCAUUGCUCUGCAGAUACGCCACUAGCAAUAUCUGGUGGUUUUGUAUAUCUACAUUGGUUGGGGGUACCAAAAGUUCAUUGCUGUCCUCAGUAAUGGAUGUCAUCUACAGUCUGGUGGAUCCAUUGUGCUUUUUCAACUGGGGAGCUCUCCAUUACUCUGAAGAUGCUCUAAGCAGCUCCCAAACAGGAGCAGUUCUCAGUCUUGGUCCCUGUAGAAAAGGGGAGGGGAGCAGAUAAAGUCUUUCAGAGUUUCAUUUCUAGGGAUUUAUCAACUGGUGUAAGUGCCUUAUCCGCCUUUGCAAAGAUUUGAGAUUUGUUUUGUAGGGUUAGAGUGGGGGUUUGAGAGCGGUGGUCCCAUUUUGCUUUAUCCUGAUCUCAACUCCACAUAUACAGACCAGUUGAAGAAACCGCUGGACAUGAUUUCCACCACAAUCCCUCUUGUCCCUGCAUUUCUACUGGACUGUUGUCAUUAGAUCUGAUGCCAUGACAGCCUUCACAGAAGAGUCACAGUUAAAUUCACAGAGCCUUACAAAGGCUUGAAGUACAUUAAAUAAAUGAAUACAGUUUGUAGAUUGCUUUGAACAUUCUGGAUGUAAAGGUAAAAUCGGUUUUGCUCUAAAGGAAAGGGGGAGAUAAAUUUGGAUUUAGUAAUCAUGAGGAUAAGUCAAAGAGGAAAGGCAGUGUCAGUCCCUUUUCCUAUUAGGUCUGAAUAUUUUUCCUGCUCAUAUCCUGACUUUGCUGUCCAAUUGUGUAUUGUA